Molecule: messenger RNA, 539 nt
Organism: Saccostrea echinata
Lineage: Eukaryota; Metazoa; Mollusca; Bivalvia; Ostreida; Ostreidae
Exons: 4
Coding region: 3-539 (178 amino acids)
Source: RefSeq, a predicted model, not a curated record
CGAUGAAGUUAAUCCUUCUUUUUCUUGCUGUUGCUAUGAUGUAUGAGAAAACAUCUGGAGUAGAAUUCUUCAUGGAUGAUCCUCUUGAGGGUGGUUUCGUGGAGGACAUCUUUGGAGAUGACGGUUGCCACUGUCAGGAGGACAAGUGCAACUGCUGUAAAACGCUGAGUUUGCCGAGAAUUCAGUUCUCUAAAACAGCUUGUAUUUCGCUGGAGUUCAACAACACUGAACAAGCUUUCCACGUCAAGUUUAUGCUUGACCAAAAAGAAAUUUUCGACAAACAGGUUCAAGGAAAGCACCCAAGACCUCUUUGUGUAAGCGUUCCUCUUAUGAAGCAUCUGGUCAGCAUUUGCAUUGAACUGUCAGACAUCAAAAUGGAUUCCACUGGACUAAAAGGCUGCGUCAAUCUUGUUGCCACUGCCAUUCAGGAACACAAGUUCCAAAUCGGAUGCUUCAAAAUGCCGACAGCUUUUCUCAGAGAUGAUGCUGAGAUUUUAAUCUUUGAGCGAGAAAUCAAGAUCAGAAAUUUAAUGUCAUAA